Molecule: messenger RNA, 309 nt
Organism: Dibothriocephalus latus
Lineage: Eukaryota; Metazoa; Platyhelminthes; Cestoda; Diphyllobothriidea; Diphyllobothriidae
Source: the annotation of a GenBank genome assembly
AUGGCCAUUAACAACUGCCGUGAGCAAACUACCAAAACUCUGAGCCACUUGCUCCUACUGCGACUACAACCUGGAUAUCUGGACCGUCUGAUUGACAGCAUGCAUGAUCUCAAACGUCAGGCAGACCGCGCCAAAACCAAAAUGGUAGAGGCCACUGCCGCCGUUAAGCAAGCUGAAAACGAACUCACAGACCUUCAUGCAGAACUAGUUGAGGAUCAGCGCGAGUGCAAGGAACUUAUUCGCUUCGUAAGUACUAGAUCGUUAUCCUCGGAUGCGCACAUUUCAAGCAAUACUUUUUUAAAUAAAUAA